Molecule: messenger RNA, 2059 nt
Organism: Leptopilina boulardi
Lineage: Eukaryota; Metazoa; Arthropoda; Insecta; Hymenoptera; Figitidae
Gene: Mad
Product: protein mothers against dpp
Exons: 4
Coding region: 361-1758 (465 amino acids)
Biological process (GO): SMAD protein signal transduction; BMP signaling pathway; transforming growth factor beta receptor signaling pathway
Cellular component (GO): heteromeric SMAD protein complex
Molecular function (GO): RNA polymerase II cis-regulatory region sequence-specific DNA binding; DNA-binding transcription factor activity, RNA polymerase II-specific; I-SMAD binding
Source: RefSeq, a predicted model, not a curated record
GGCAUAAACACUUCGCCGCCAUUAUGUUGUAACGCCAUAGUUUUUAUUCAACAAAAAAUUUUUCCAAAGAAACAAUAAACAUUUUUUGCAUGUGGUGAAAAUAGAUUUUGAAAAUAUUGAAAAAAAAUUUUUUUUCAACAAUAAAUUAAGUGUUGUGCAUUUGUGAGAAUAUUUCUCAGUGUUUUUCACUGCCUUACGAAGCCAAAUUGAAUUAAAAAUGUUAAAUCGAUUAGAUGACUUUCAAAACUGAUGUAGUGUUUUUUAUAAUGUAGCUAUCAGUGUCGAAGAAAUUUUGCACAUCUACUUUUAAAACAAGUGACAAAUUUAAUUUCGUGGAGAGAGAGAGAAAAAAAAACAAAAAUGGACGACGAGGAAGGAUCAUCGAGUUCAGGACCAAUGUCCUCUUUAAAUAGUUUAUUUUCCUUCACAAGUCCCGCAGUAAAGAAAUUACUUGGUUGGAAACAAGGUGACGAGGAGGAGAAAUGGGCUGAGAAAGCUGUUGAUUCACUAGUGAAAAAAUUAAAAAAACGAAAAGGUGCAAUCGAAGAACUUGAACGCGCAUUAAGUUGUCCUGGAACACCAAGUAAAUGUGUGACAAUACCACGAAGUUUAGAUGGUCGAUUACAAGUUUCACAUCGCAAGGGUUUACCACAUGUGAUUUAUUGUCGUGUUUGGCGAUGGCCCGAUCUUCAAUCGCAUCACGAAUUAAAACCCCUUGAACUAUGUCAAUAUCCAUUUUCGGCGAAACAAAAAGAAGUUUGCAUAAAUCCUUAUCAUUAUAAACGUGUCGAGAGUCCAGUAUUGCCACCAGUUUUAGUGCCAAGACAUUCUGAAUUUGCACCUGGACAUUCGCUUCUACCAUUUCAACAACUUCCCGAGCCAACAAUGCCACACAAUGUGACUUAUUCGACAAGUGGAUUUAAUGCUGGCAAUACAAAUGUAAAUCCAACAUCGCCAAUAUCGUCGGUGAGCUCAGUUCCAAGUCCAGCAAGUUCGAGUAAUCCACAAAGUCCCUAUGGAACUAAUGGCUUACCUGAAACACCACCGCCUGCCUAUUCACCACCUGAAGAUGGUUCACAACAUGGACAAUCACCACCACCUGAUCCAGCGGCAAUGGACACUGGUAAUUCACCUGCAGUUGCACCUGUUUGCUAUCAGGAACAACCAUAUUGGGCAUCAAUUGCUUAUUAUGAAUUGAAUUGUCGUGUUGGUGAAAUAUUUCAUUGUCAAAGUCAUUCGGUGAUUGUCGAUGGUUUCACUAAUCCCAGCAAUAAUUCCGAUAGAUUUUGCCUUGGACAAUUGUCAAAUGUCAAUAGAAAUUCAACAAUUGAAAAUACAAGGAGACACAUUGGUAAAGGUGUGCAUUUAUAUUAUGUUGGCGGUGAAGUUUAUGCUGAAUGCCUCUCGGAUUCGGCUAUUUUUGUACAAUCAAGAAAUUGCAAUCAUUUCCAUGGAUUUCAUCCGAGUACAGUGUGCAAAAUUCCACCGGGAUGUUCACUUAAGAUUUUUAAUAAUCAAGAAUUUGCAUCACUUCUUUCGCAGAGUGUCAAUCAUGGAUUUGAAGCUGUUUAUGAAUUGACGAAAAUGUGUACAAUAAGAAUGUCAUUUGUAAAAGGCUGGGGUGCCGAAUAUCAUCGACAGGACGUAACUUCGACUCCUUGUUGGAUUGAAGCUCACUUGCAUGGACCAUUACAAUGGCUUGACAAAGUUCUCACCCAAAUGGGAUCACCUCACAAUGCCAUAAGUUCCAUGUCGUAAAAACAUAAUUGCAAGAGACAACAUAAACGUGAGAGAAAAAUAAAAUUUAUUUCCUUAAAUUUUUUGCAAAUCAUAUUUGAGAUUUUUCUCUUUCUGAUCAAUAUAAUGACAAAAAGAUGAAUCUAUACAUAAAACUCAAAUUUCAAAAAGAAAAUAAAAUCUCAAAUAUAGAGUUAUAAUAAUAAUAAUAAUUUAAUCGAAUAAUCGAUGAUGAAGAUAUUAUUAUUAUUAAGUGAAAAAAAAAAUGUUUUAAAGCAAUUUUGCCUCAAAAAAUAAAAUGUAUAGGUAUAGAUUAUUCUAU